Messenger RNA from Parasteatoda tepidariorum (common house spider), 670 nucleotides. Lineage: Eukaryota; Metazoa; Arthropoda; Arachnida; Araneae; Theridiidae. The record is from RefSeq and is a predicted model, not a curated record.
AUGGCGCUACCGGAUCUUUCCCAGAGAGCAGAAGAUAUCAAAACGAUACAGAACUGUGUUUCUAUUGGAGAAAAGCCUUAUUGCUACGAUUCGAAGGACGACCCCCGUUCUGCGUUAGUCACACCCCCUCAGGCACACCCCAGUUAUUACGGCGAACGCAGUCCGGCGUCAGGCUACAGCGACGGGGGUAGACCGUCUUCACAGCCGCAGCACAAAGAAUCAGGAGGCGGCAAAGCGAAAAAGCCGAGGCGGCGACGGACAGCCUUCACGCAAGCACAGUUAGCUUUUCUAGAAAGGAAGUUUCGCUGUCAAAAAUAUUUGUCAGUUGCUGAUAGAGGAAGCGUAGCGGAAGCUCUUAGUUUAACAGAAACACAAGUCAAAACUUGGUAUCAGAAUCGAAGGACAAAAUGGAAGAGACAGAACAGUCAAAGGCUGGAACACUUACGACAGCAAUCACAAGGGGUGGCCAAAGAUGUGCCUGGGGCAGGACCUCUUGGACCAACUCCACAUCCACUUGAUGGUCCUCUUGUCUCGGCCACGUACUACGGCGCAUGCGUAGUGCCCACGUCCAGCACGACAUGUCUCCUUCCUCCGGGCAUUUUAAGGAACGUGUACGUGCCAGGAUUCCAAAUGUAAACUGUUGAAGUGGAGAACUAUUGGACUUAAUGGA